GGCGUCCGGCGACGCACGCGCGUCCUUCCCCUCCUCUCCCCCCCCUCACGCAUGCGGCCCCGCCCUGUCCAGGUGACGGCGCUGCCCCGCGCCCCGCCCCGGCGCUGUGGGUGAGGUCAGUGCGGUGCGCCCGCGCUGUAGGCCAGGCCCCGCUGCAGAGUGGGGAGGAGGCGCUGAGAGCCGCCGCCCGCCCGGGCCCUGUCAGGGAAGGAGCCAGGCGGGCCGGCCGCACCGAGGCCAUGGAGCUGGCGGACGGCGUGGUGUACCAGGAAGAGCCGGGCGGCCCGGGCCCCGCCAUGAUGUCGGAGCGGGUGUCGGGGCUGGCGGGCUCCAUCUACCGCGAGUUCGAGCGGCUGAUCGGGCGCUACGACGAGGAGGUGGUGGCCGAGCUGAUGCCGCUGGUGGUGGCGGUGCUGGAGAACCUGGACUCGGUGUGCGCGCACAGCCAGGAGGCCAGCGUGGAGCUGGAGCUGCUGCGGGACGACAACGAGCAGCUGCUCACCCAGUACGAGCGCGAGAAGGCGCUGCGCAAGCAGGCCGAGGAGAAAUUCAUUGAAUUUGAAGAUUCUCAAGAACAAGAAAAAAAGGACUUACAGACUCGAGUGGAAUCAUUAGAAUCACAAACACGACAGCUUGAACUGAAAGCAAAAAAUUAUGCUGAUCAAAUUAGCAGACUUGAGGAGAGGGAGGCAGAACUGAAGAAAGAAUACAAUGCACUUCAUUCAAGACAUACAGAGAUUUUCUUCCAAAACGGACAACAAGCUAUGCAGAUGAUUCACAAUUAUAUGGAACACUUGGAAAGAACCAAACUUCAUCAACUAACGGGGGGUGAUCUGCUAGAAUCCAUCACACAAAAUAGAAUUAGAAAAGAGCGUCCUAUAUCACUGGGCAUCUUCCCAUUACCUCCGGGAGAUGCACUGCUUACACCUGAGACUCAGAGAGAAGGAGGGGAAACACCUGGGUCAGAGCACUGGAAAUUCCAUGAGCUAAGCCAGCCACGCUCCAACACCAGCCUAAAGGAUGAACUUUCUGAUAUUAGUCAAGCAGACUCAAAAUCUACUACCCCAGCAUCAACAGCUGCUUCAGAUGUGCCUGUGUUAUCUGCUGAAACUCCCCUGAAAGAGGAUAAUGAAGGGCCUGCAAAGAGUGCAGAUGCACUGAACAACAAAUCAGAUGUAAGCAAGCACAUUGAAGUGCAGGUAGCUCAAGAAACAAGAACUGUGUCAAUCGGUGCUAAUGAAAAUGAAGAGAAGUCUGAAGUUCAAGCAAUUAUCGAGUCCACUCCAGAGCUGGAUAUGGAUAAAGACCUCAGUGGAUAUAAAGGUUCAAGCACUCCUACCAAAGGUAUAGAGAACAAAGCAUUUGAUCGUAAUACAGAAUCUCUCUUUGAAGAGCUGUCUUCUGCUGGCUCUGGCCUAAUUGGAGAUGUGGAUGAAGGAGCAGAUUUAUUGGGGGAAUAUUCUGGAAUGGGUCGUGAAGUUGAAAAUCUUAUUCUGGAGAACACCCAGCUAUUGGAGACUAAAAAUGCGCUGAAUGUGGUAAAGAAUGAUUUGAUAGCAAAAGUGGAUGAACUGACCUGUGAGAAGGAUGUACUGCAUGGAGAACUAGAAGCUGUAAAACAAGCCAAGCAGAAGCUUGAAGAGAAGAACAAGGAAUUAGAAGAAGAGCUUAGAAAAGCUCGUGCAGAAGCAGAGGAAGCAAGACAAAAAGCGAAAGAGGAUGAUGAUAGUGAUGUUCCCACUGCUCAGAGGAAACGUUUUACCCGUGUUGAAAUGGCCCGUGUCCUGAUGGAAAGAAAUCAAUAUAAAGAGAGGCUGAUGGAGCUUCAGGAAGCCGUGCGAUGGACUGAAAUGAUAAGAGCAUCAAGAGAAAAUCCAGCCAUGCAAGAAAAGAAGAGAUCAAGCAUUUGGCAGUUUUUCAGCAGGCUGUUCAGUUCAUCAAGCAAUACUGCUAAGAAACCAGAACCACCUGUUAAUCUUAAGUAUAAUGCUCCAACUUCACAUAUUACUCCAUCAGUCAAGAAAAGAAGCAGCACCUUAUCUCAACUACCUAGUGACAAAUCUAAAGCCUUUGACUUCCUCAGUGAAGAAUCUGAAGCCAAUUUAGCCUCACGCAGAGAACAGAAACGAGAACAAUACCGCCAAGUGAAAGCACAUGUUCAAAAGGAAGAUGGUAGAGUGCAAGCUUUUGGCUGGAGUCUGCCUCAAAAAUACAAACAGGUAGCAAAUGGUGGUCAGGGUGAUAACAAGAUGAAGAAUUUACCCGUGCCUGUCUAUCUGAGACCCUUAGAUGAAAAGGAUACAUCUAUGAAGCUUUGGUGUGCUGUUGGGGUGAACUUAUCAGGAGGGAAGACGAGAGAUGGAGGCUCUGUGGUGGGUGCCAGUGUAUUCUACAAUGAUGUAGCAGGUUCGGAUGCCAAUGGGAACAAGCACCGAACAGGAUCUCAGAGUAGCUUAGACAGACUAGACCAGGAACUCAAGGAGCAGCAGAAGCAGCUGAAACAUCAGGAAGAAUUAUCCAGUCUAGUUUGGAUCUGUACUAGCACACACUCUGCUACAAAAGUGAUCAUUGUUGAUGCUAACCAGCCGGGAAAUAUCCUAGACAAUUUUAUUGUUUGCAAUUCUCACGUUCUUUGUAUUGCUAGCAUUCCAGGGGCUAGAGAAACAGAUUAUCCUGUAGGAGAGGAAGGGUCACAAGAAACAGACUCCAAUCAGGUGGACAGGACCUCUUUGUGUGGAAGUAUGACCAGCAACAGCUCAGCAGAAACUGAUAGCCUAUUAGGAGGAAUCACAGUGGUUGGUUGUACUGCAGAGGGUAUUACAGGAUCUCUCAUAACGCAAAAUGCUAAUGGUGCCUCAUCUGUGACAGAUAAACAGCCAGAAACUGCAGCUGAAAGUCAUGUGGUGGAUGAAAAUGUUCCAACAGCAGAGGAAGCAACGGAGGCGACAGAAGUCAGUGCUGGGUCAGGAGAAGAUUUAGCUGAUUCAGCCCAAACUGGAGUGUAUACAGAGCAUGUCUUCACAGACCCUUUGGGGGUGCAGAAUACCACAGAGGGUUCCCCAGUAUACCAGCCUAGUAGUGAGUCAGACUUGUGUAAAGAUGUGGUAGAAUUGCCAAAUGAGCAAGAUCUAGUGAGAGAAGAAGCACAGAAAAUGAGCAGCCUUUUACCUACAAUGUGGCUUGGAGCACAGAAUGGAUGCUUGUAUGUUCAUUCUUCAGUGGCCCAGUGGAGGAAAUGUAUUCAUGCCAUUAAACUUAAAGAUUCUAUUCUCAGUAUUGUACAUGUAAAAGGAAUAGUGUUAGUUGCACUAGCUGAUGGAACAUUAGCCAUAUUUCACAGAGGAGUUGAUGGUCAGUGGGACUUGACAAACUAUCACCUCUUAGACCUGGGCCGACCUCAUCACUCCAUCCGAUGCAUGACUGUUGUACAUGAUAAAGUCUGGUGUGGCUACAGGAACAAAAUCUAUGUUGUUCAACCAAAGGCCAUGAAAAUAGAGAAAUCGUUUGAUGCACACCCAAGGAAAGAGAGCCAAGUGAGACAGCUUGCCUGGGUGGGUGAUGGGGUGUGGGUCUCUAUUCGUUUGGAUUCCACGCUCCGACUCUAUCACGCACACACAUAUCAGCAUCUACAAGAUGUGGACAUUGAACCCUAUGUAAGCAAAAUGCUAGGUACUGGAAAACUAGGGUUCUCAUUUGUGAGAAUCACAGCUCUUAUGGUGUCUUGUAAUCGUUUGUGGGUGGGGACAGGAAAUGGUGUCAUCAUCUCCAUUCCAUUAACAGAAACUGUAAUCCUCCACCAGGGACGUUUACUGGGGCUGAGGGCUAAUAAAACAGCAGGCUCUGGAACCCGUCCUGGGAGCGUUAUACGUGUAUAUGGGGAUGAAAACAGUGAUAAAGUGACUCCUGGAACAUUCAUACCAUAUUGUUCAAUGGCACACGCACAACUUUGCUUUCAUGGGCAUCGUGAUGCUGUUAAGUUUUUUGUUGCAGUACCUGGUCAAGUUGUUUGCCCAGCCAACAGUGGUGGAACAGAACUAUCAGGUGAUAAAUCUGCCCAAGAAUUCUUCAGUCAAACUCCCUUAAAAUCUAUGUUGGUGAUAAGUGGAGGAGAGGGAUAUAUUGACUUCAGGAUGGGUGAUGAAGGUGAGGAAUCUGAACUUCCUGGAGAAGCUCUGCAACUUGAACCUUCUGUAGCCAAAGCUGAGAGGAGUCACCUAAUAGUGUGGCAAGUAAUGUAUGGCAAUGAGUGAACCCACUAAGAAGCAGCUGGAGGCUGAAAAAAGGCUUCUGCAUGUUUUUUGGUUUUUUAUUUUUGUGGAAUCUGUUUCACUACAUGGUGUUGAAGCAUUUGUUUGCUGUUUAACUUUAUAUUGCAAAUCUGUCAGACCUUAACAAUACAGGAAUUAGCUUGUGCUGUUUUACUGCACCAGUGUUACAUAGGUAAGAUCAGUAUAAUGAAGAAAUCAAAGUGUUUCCUUAAGACUGGUGACCACUGGUAAGCAAUCCAGACAGUUUACUGUACCACAACAAUCUAAUGUAGUUCACUUCUUUUGCUAGUGUCGCGCUCUAUCACUAAUUGAGUUAAACUUCAUUACAGCUGAGAUUAAUUUAUCUGUACAACAUAUUGAGUGAAACAGCAAAGUUAUUCCCAGUGUAUUAUAACAUUGACAAGCUAAUAUCAGAUGAAUUAUCAAGAUUCAUGUAUACAUUCAGUGAGGGCUAAAGUGAAUUGUAAAUUUUAACUUUUAUUUUCAAACCUGACAAAUCUUGUUUAUAUAGUGUAUACAGUUUUGUUUAUGGUUUUCAUCAAAACUUCUGGGGGAAGAGGGGAUUGUAUAGAAGAACUUAAAACAACAAUAUUUAAAUAAAAUUUCAUGUUUGACUGCUGAAGAAGUCUAAAAUUUGAGAACUGCUACCCUCAAUAACGAACUGUAUGGAGAACAGUUUUCUCACUUUUUCCUUGUCAAUUGGCAAUGUCUUGUAAUUUCCAAAGGACACUUAGACAUUGGGAUGAUUAUAAAACUGAAAAGUUGUAAAAUCCUUGAGCAGGGGAUACAUUCAUUUGCUUCAUGACUUAAAUCCACAUAUCUUUUCUUAGACCCUAGAGCAAUCUUCUCUGCUUAGCUAGUCAAACUCAUGAGUAACUGUUAUGGAGGUUAAAGACCUCAAACAGAGCAAAAGAACUGACUGACAAAAAAGAAAAUACAUUCUGCCCAAAUGAAAUUGUAAAGGAACUUUCAGCUCUAUAAUUAGGCAAAAAAACACACAAUUGUUUCAUAUCCCUGUUUAGGUAGUGAAAUACUAUGUUGUUUAGAGAAAAGAAAAACACAUUAACAGAUUAAGUAACAUUAAGAUCGAGUUAACUGACAGAAGCCAGGAGAGUCUAAUAUCAAGGCGGACAUUCUGUCUACUCACCAUAUAUUUUUUUAACCACAAUAGAGUGAGUUCAGGAUUGAGUGUCUUCCUUUUGCUUUGAAUUUCCUGAGUUGGUAUCAAAACUGAGUUCAACACUUUCUGUAGAGUUUCUGUAAAAUGUAUAACAUUAGCCAGUUUGUUCCUUAAUUUAGUCUCUGAACAAUAGACAUUUUUAAAAAUCUGAACAUUCAGCAUGUAUCCCCAAAAGACUGGGACUGUCUGAGCAAUCUGUUUAAGUGACAGAAUGGAACAGUUUCAAAGGAAUAAAUAUAGACAAACUUUUUUUUAAAACUGCCUAAACAUUUUUAUGCAAUAGGAGCAGUUCUGGUCUAUCAGGCAAACGUGUUUAUAUAUUUUUCUUAAUUUUUUAAAAACACAUUUAGCUGAGGUCUAUUGUGUAAAUAUAUAUUUAGGCAGCUUUUUUCAAAUGCAUAUCAUAUCUGAUAAACCAGAAAAACUCCAUUCAGGUCUAUUGGUUAGAUUUAUAUGUAUAAAUACUUUUUAAACAGCAUAUUUUGUACACACCUGUUCCACUCUCGUAAAUAUGUAUUUAGGACAUAGGCUAUAUAGUAAAAAUCCUUAUUAAAAAUGCCUAAUAUCUUGGUGGUGUAUUUUCUCUCCAGAAUGCCAAACAUGGUGAUUGUUGUUCACAAAUCACUUUCCAAAUUUUCAUUUUUAAAAUCUAUCUUGAAUUGCUUUGGCUUAAAUAUGAAAUCUGGGAACUUCAAAAAUAUAUAUAUACACACAAAAGUACAUAAAAUCAGACUGUCUUAAACAUUGUUAUAAGAAAGACCUAUUUAAAAAUAUAUAUGUAUGCUGAACUUCAAGCACAUUUGAGUUAUAUCUCAUGAAAUUGGUGUCUGAGAAAAAUGCUGACUAAACUUCAACAGUAAUGCAAACAUCACUACAAUUGGUACAGUUUUAUUGCUCCUCCUGCCAUCUUUCCUUUUAAAUUUAACUUAUUGGCUAUUAGGAAAACAUUCUAUAAGCUUUAUGCGCCAGUGGAUUUUCACAUUCAUGUAUUCUCAGAAAGAACGCACAAUUCUGUUCCUUAAAUCUUGUAUAGCAUUUUAUUUGUAAUUAUUAACUGUUUCUCUGAACUGCUUCACUGCUGUCAAAUAGAGCAGAUGUGUCUGGCAAGUGCAUCCCUAGUCUUUUUUGCCAAAUCAAAUGUGUCUGGUACACUGUGCCAUUCUAUUCACUUCAGUGGACCAGCUCUUGCAAAAAUGGCUGCAGAGACAGAAGUGUUUGUGUCCAAUAGUGGAGGGGUUUUAAAGGAAAUACGGCCUGUCACUACAGUACAACUGUGGGUGUAGAAGAGGGAGUUGCACACUACUCUGCGUUAUUCAUUUUAAAAUUUAUCCCCUGUUCUAAGGAACAGUAGGUUAAGGGCAUACUUAUUCUUCUCACAAUGCACUGGGAUUUAUAAAUUCCAGAUCACUUUGAAGGGUGGGUAAAGCACGUAAAAACCCCAUGCAUCAAGAUGACAAACUCCUAAAAAUCUAAAUCUCAAUGUGUUUAUGCAUCACAGACUUGUGGUUUAAACAUCCUAUAAAAAGGAAUAAAUUUCUUGAUAGCUACAGCUUGUUAAUAGUUUGAAAACAUUUCGAGCACAAAAUAUGCAGCACAUUACUUGUCUGGAUAAGUGUGUUUGCAUGGUAAAGGUAAAAUGACUUGUAUAAGCUGCUGUAUUGUUCAUUUCUUGUAAAGGUCUUCCUGCGUUGGAUCAGAUAGAGCUGGCAGAGUGUAGACACUUUAUCAUAGGCUGCCUUCGUAACAAACAAAUGUUAAACUGUUUUAUUAUACUAACUGUUCUAAAGAACGUACGUCUUUAAAAUGGUGUGUAACUGAAUAUUUAUUUCCAUGUGAGUAUUAUAAAAGUUACCAAAGGAUUAAACUUGAUUUAGCACUCUUGUAAGUGACCCUUGUCUGUAAAAUGAGACACAGUAAAAAAAAAAUAAUAAUAAUAAUAAUAAACUACAGCUCUAUGCGGAAGUUAAAUAUUUUUUCUAACAGGGUUAUGCCAUAUUCUAACAACGUAUGUUGCACCUCAGAGCAUUUUUCUAUACACUAAAUGUCUGUCCCAGCCUCUAACAAAAAUUAAGUUUCCUUUAUUAAUUUUGUUGCACAUUUCUCAACCUUUUAAACCUAUUUUAAAUAUUUUAUGGUCUGUAAUUUGACAGUUUUGUCUGUUAGACACUUUACGCUGAAUUUUAUUGCCUCUGUAAUCUGAGAUGGAUACUACAGCGUUCAACUUGCUGUCUGUUAAAACUCAAGGCUUUUCUGUGAGCAAGAAAGCUCAUAUAGCAGUGUAGUUAUUUCAGUAUUUAUUUCUAUUGAAUCCUUGGGGUUCAGAAUGUAACUUUGUACAUGAAAUAUAUAUAAAUAUGUAUAUGAAACAUG
This is a messenger RNA of Dermochelys coriacea (leatherback sea turtle), 7818 nucleotides long. RefSeq names its product sperm associated antigen 9 (gene SPAG9). The record is from RefSeq and is a predicted model, not a curated record. Gene Ontology annotation, molecular function: kinesin binding; signaling receptor complex adaptor activity; MAP kinase scaffold activity. Gene Ontology annotation, biological process: vesicle-mediated transport. The transcript has 32 exons. Lineage: Eukaryota; Metazoa; Chordata; Testudines; Dermochelyidae. Gene Ontology annotation, cellular component: cytoplasm. The coding region runs from base 240 to 4250 and encodes 1336 amino acids.